Molecule: messenger RNA, 1980 nt
Organism: Dichotomopilus funicola
Lineage: Eukaryota; Fungi; Ascomycota; Sordariomycetes; Sordariales; Chaetomiaceae
Exons: 1
Coding region: 1-1980 (659 amino acids)
Biological process (GO): regulation of DNA-templated transcription
Cellular component (GO): nucleus; RNA polymerase II transcription regulator complex
Molecular function (GO): DNA-binding transcription activator activity, RNA polymerase II-specific; transcription cis-regulatory region binding
Source: RefSeq, a predicted model, not a curated record
AUGGCCGCAGUCACCGCGGCCAGUCAAAACUCGGCGCUCGACUCCGGCAAGGCAGAUGCAGCCCCGUUGCGAACGCUGUCCAUCACAACCACACGGAGCCACGAAGUUUCGAGUUCCGGCUCUAGCCCCGCUUCAGCCACAUCGCCUUCAUUCGCCCCCACUCCGACUUCUUCAACCUCAGCUGUGCCGACAAUUGCCAUUCGUCCGAAUGCAUCCGCGAACCCUUCCUCCGGCAACUCCUCCGCCAUGAACAGCAGACCCGGCUCAUCCGCCGUGUCAACGGCCGCAAUGUCACUGCCAAAAACCAUGUGCAUGACCACCAAAGAAUGGGUCAUCCCGCCACGGCCGAAGCCCGGCCGGAAACCGGCCACCGACACGCCCCCGACAAAGCGCAAAGCCCAGAACAGGGCCGCGCAAAGGGCAUUCCGGGAGCGCAGGGCGGCCCGUGUCGGCGAGUUGGAGGAGCAGAUCGAAGAGGACAAGGCCAGCCAUGAUCGGACCGUUCGGGAAUUGCAGGAACGAAUCAGCGACCUCGAGGUUGAGUCACAGACCCUUCGUUCACGAUGCCACUGGCUGGAGUCAAUGUUGGAAAAGGAGCGACAGGGACGUGGCAGCACGGCGAGCAACUGGGACAGUCAACAGCAGGAUCUGGAAACCCCAACACCACGGCCUCAACCUCCAGCGCCGACUCCUCUCGAUACCGCAACACGCCACAUGCCCGUCGCCGGGCCGAGACCCGUGGCUCAGCCUCUGUCCAUCUCCCAAAUUGUUUCCCCCACGGAUGAACCGUCCCUUGGGGACCUUACCUGCGGUAGCUGCCAGCCUGCCAGUGGAUCGUGCGCGUGCGCAGAUGAAGUCAUGCAAAACGCGGAGCUUACUUUGGGAUGCGGCAAGUGCUCGGUGGGCACGGCAUGCGAGUGUUUGGAGGAAACCUUGAAGGCACCGAUUUCGGGCUCGGAUUUGAAGCGGCCGCCGAGCGCACCCCCGUCCACGUUACCAGAAGACAAGCGACAACGUUCCGACCCCGAUAUCAUCAUGGAAACGGAUUUCACGGCCAUGUUUGCUUCGCAAACCAAUAGAGACGCCGCACCAUCUCAUUUCCAACCCCCUAUGGCCUCCAUUGAACCUCGCGAUGCCUGUGGCUUCUGCAAGGAUGGCACGUAUUGCGUGUGUGCGGAUGCCAUGAUGUCGCCCGCCUCACUGCCAGCACCGGCCGGCGAGGUCACGGGCAACAACACCCAAACCCGCACUCCGCCACCAUCCGACAACGAUGUCACUCCUAUCACACUAGCUUCUAUCGCCCCCACGCCAAUGGAAGUCACGGCCACCGGCGCCAUCAAGCUCCCCAGGCUCCGCUCGCUCCAGCAACGCCAACAGAAGCCCAACAUCCCCCGACCACCAGCCGCCCAACCUAACAGCGGCUGCGGUCCCAACGGCCCGGGUACUUGCGCGCAAUGCAUAGCAGAUCCGAAAUCCGGCCUCUUCUGCCGCUCUCUCGCGGCAAACUUCCAAAAGAACAAUCCCGGCGCUGCCGGUUCAGCAGGUGGGUGUUGCGGCAAUGGUGGGCCAGGGGGAUGCUGCAAGUCUACCUCCACCCCCUCCGCACCACCUACGUCUCUACGACCCACACAGCAACAACCCGUCACCCUCCCAUCCAUAAUCCCCGGCCCCAACUCCGAGCCCGCCGCCCCAGGCCUCGGCCUCAGUCUCUCCUGUGCCGACGCCUACAAGACCCUGUCCAGCCACCGCUUCUUCGACGAAGCGGCGGAUGAUAUCGGGUCCUGGCUGCCCAAGCUGCGGGCGCUACCUAUACCGCGGCCGUCGCAUCCUCAUGCGCUUGGUAGCAGGGCAACGGGGUUGAAUGCGCCGGGGCGCGCUGGGUGUGGGAAUGGGGAGCGGCUGGCGCCGAUUGAGGUGGAGGCUGCGAGUAUUAUGAGCGUGUUGAAGGACUUUGAUGUGCGGUUUGGGAGGGGGGAGUAA